Symbiodinium natans is the source of this 609-nucleotide messenger RNA. NCBI's taxonomy places the organism in Eukaryota, Dinophyceae, Suessiales, Symbiodiniaceae. The record is from the annotation of a GenBank genome assembly.
AUGGGUGUCCUGAACGCAGCGAUGACACAAGUGGACGCGCAAGUGCUCACGCACGGCUGGCGGUCGGAGACUGUCAUCUCCGAAGUGUACACAGAUGUGGAGGUCACAGUCUCGCGCCGCGGCUCCACGGAGCUGCAGCUGGUUUCGGAAACUGCCUAUGAGACGUAUUGUGCUGCUCAAGACACGGCCACGAAUCCGAGCUGUACGGAUCCUGGUUGUCCGGCGGUCCCCAACCUGAACUCGCUGGCGGAGAUGCAAACUGUGCGUGAUGCGGUGGGGCAGAUCAUCACCCGUGAUGUGGAUCCACCCACCUUCUCACUUCUUGGAGCCAGAGGAGUCUCUGAGAACAUGCUGUCGGUCACUCUGCAACUGAACGAGCCCGGCACAGCAUACUGCCGCGCUACUCGCACCGAUGCUGGGCCUCCAGUGCUGCAAAUCUCGCACAUUGUGCAAGCGGGAUUCCUUGCAACAAAUGAUGCGACCGUAUCUUCAAUCAUCGACAUUGACAAGUUGGCAGAUAGGCCAACAGAAGCUCCGCUGACCCGUUCGACCGCCUACGACAUUGUGUGCUGGGCCAAGGCAAGCUAUUGCAAAGCGAUGCACUUCUAA